GUGCGCUAUACCACGAUACAUCACGAUGGAGGGCCUCUUCUACAACGUCAAGUACGGCUACAUCGAGGGCAUCGUGCGCGGCUAUCGCAAUGCACUGCUCACCAGCCAGAACUACAGCAACCUGACGCAGUGCGAAACCAUCGACGACGUCAAGCUGCAGCUGUCCCCCGCAUAUGGCGACUUCCUCGCAUCUCUCCCUCCGAACCCGUCCACCUCUGCGCUCGCUAGCAAGACGACCGACAAGCUUGUCGCCGAGUUCCGCUAUGUUCAGGCCAACGCCACCGGCUCGCUCGCCAUGUUCAUGGAGUACUUGACCUACGGCUACAUGAUUGACAAUGUGGCGCUUCUUAUCACGGGCACACUGCACGAGCGAGAUACGCGCGAGCUGCUCGAGCGCUGCCAUCCGCUUGGCUGGUUUGAAACCAUGCCUGUGCUUUGCGUCGCGACCAACAUCGAGGAGCUGUAUAACUCCGUCUUGAUCGAGACCCCGCUGGCCGCCUACUUUAAAGGUUCUCUGAGUCACCAGGACCUGGAUGAGCUCAACAUUGAGAUCAUCCGCAACACUCUUUACAAGAACUACCUCGAAGACUUCUACAGCUGGGUCAACUCGGCAAACGAUAUCGCUGGAACGCCAACAGCCGAGGUUAUGUCGGAGGUGCUCGAGUUUGAGGCUGACCGGAGAAGCAUCAACAUCACCCUCAACUCGUUUGGCACGGAGCUGUCAAAGGCGGACCGGAAGAAGCUAUACCCAACCUUUGGCAGGCUGCACCCGGAGGGCACGCUGCUGCUGUCAAAGGCUGAUGACGUUGAGGGAGUACGCAUUGCCGUGGAGGGUGUUUCAGAAUACAAGACCUUCUUCGAACAGACCGGCCUCAGCGGUGGCGGAGGUGUUGGCAACAUGGCGGGCGGCGUCGGCGGCGAGUCGCGCAGCCUGGAAGAUCUGUUCUAUCAGAAAGAGAUGGAGAUCUCCAAACUGGCAUUUACCCGACAGUUCUCGCACUCUAUUGUGUACGCGUGGGUCAAGCUGCGAGAACAGGAAAUCCGCAACAUCACUUGGAUAGCCGAGUGCAUUGCUCAGAACCAGAAAGAACGGAUUGGCAACUACAUCAGUGUGUUUUAGCAUUAGCUCCGGUGUCUACUGCGGUAAUCUUGGACGAUCUUCGGUGCAUGGCGACUUUUGGGCGGCGUAGACGGUGGGUUGUAUACACUAUUUUGCUUCAAUGUUAUGAGUUCCAGUCAUGCCCCAUGUAUCAGCCUGGGAUGGACCUGCCGCCAUCUCGUGCCUGCGCAGCCUUGCAUAGCAUGAACGAGGAACAGAUACCAUCACUUUUGAGAUCCGACAUAUACAUUUGUUUCGUCUUCACGACGUACACUUACGCACCAACUGUAGAG
Molecule: messenger RNA, 1392 nt
Organism: Paraphaeosphaeria sporulosa
Lineage: Eukaryota; Fungi; Ascomycota; Dothideomycetes; Pleosporales; Didymosphaeriaceae
Product: ATPase, V0 complex, subunit D
Exons: 3
Coding region: 26-1120 (364 amino acids)
Biological process (GO): vacuolar acidification; vacuolar transport; proton transmembrane transport
Cellular component (GO): proton-transporting V-type ATPase, V0 domain; fungal-type vacuole membrane; vacuolar proton-transporting V-type ATPase complex
Molecular function (GO): proton-transporting ATPase activity, rotational mechanism
Source: RefSeq, a predicted model, not a curated record